AUGCCCUCUCGCAAUAACAUUUCUAUGACUUCUGCUUUGCUACCAUAUGUCAAUGAUGGAAUUUCAUCUUUAACUAACUCGGAUCCUGUCAGUGAGUCACAAGAAGCGACGACUGCAGAAUCAACCCCCCCGGCGGCCACAUCUUUAACUACUCCUGCGGAAAACGACUACUGCAAAGAUGGUGGACAAGGUAUGGUCAACCAUAAAAGUCACCAAACUCAGAACAAUGACUCGCCAAAAGAUAUGAAAACUACAUACAAUAUCAUUCCGACCAUCAACAAAAUUUCCCGUAAGGCUGCUCGUGCGCCACAAGCGAUACAAACCCCUGCGCUGCCAUCUGGCCUAGUUCAAGUUCAACAAAAACCACCUGCCGAAACAAAGGUUGUUGUUAAGAAAGAAACCAAUCACACACCCCCAAUCAACUUUGAGAAUUGGGGGCCAGUAUACAAACCCUCUGAAAAGUACGAAUUAACCACAUCAUAUGUUGGGUUUGAGGCUGUUGGUACCGAUCUUGUGGGACAUCUGAGAGAGUUCAACAACUGGAUAUUCCGGAAAAUAGAAUUUCACGCCAGUACUGUAGAAAAUACAAUGAUUGGUAAACAUCAUAGAAGAUGGCCCGAUAACUCUAUUAGCGUAGCACGGGAAGAGGCCAUGGAAUUAGCCCAGGCUAAUGUGUACGUGGCAAUGAUGUUGGAGCAAUUUCAACAUGCUUUACGUGACUGCAAAACGGCAAAGGCAAUUUCAAUGAAAUCUCGUAAUUUUCAAACUGAGAGUCAAUUACUCAAGGUCUCACCGACUUACAUAUUGCAGCCAAUUGGUGCUUUGAGUGCCAAAGAAAGUUCGUGGGUGGUAUGUCAAGCUCCAUGGGACUCCUCGCAUGUCAGCUAUGUUCAUCAAUACAAGUUUAGAUCAAAUGAUUCUCAACACAAACGUUGGAAGAAUUUAGUGCACGUGUUUCUUCAUUUCAUCAAUCAUCGCAGUGGUGGUAAAACAUUGGUAGUUAAGUUGGACUGCAAUCGCAACGGUCAUAUUAGUGGCUUACAUUGUUUUGAUAAAGACAACUCACAACAUUUAGUUGAAGAUUCAGACGAGAUUCAAAGGGCAUUCAAACAUUUUGUGGAAGACCAUCAGUGCAAUCAAGUGUGUGUUAUGCUGAAAAUGGCGCCCAUCAUUUCCACUCAUGCGAAAUCAGCAGACCUGGUUUGA
This is a messenger RNA of Melampsora larici-populina 98AG31, 1206 nucleotides long. RefSeq lists its product as uncharacterized. The coding region runs from base 1 to 1206 and encodes 401 amino acids. The transcript is spliced from 4 exons. NCBI's taxonomy places the organism in Eukaryota, Fungi, Basidiomycota, Pucciniomycetes, Pucciniales, Melampsoraceae. The record is from RefSeq and is a predicted model, not a curated record. Gene Ontology annotation, biological process: protein phosphorylation. Gene Ontology annotation, molecular function: ATP binding; protein serine/threonine kinase activity.